Podarcis lilfordi (Lilford's wall lizard) is the source of this 4849-nucleotide messenger RNA. The record is from the annotation of a GenBank genome assembly. NCBI's taxonomy places the organism in Eukaryota, Metazoa, Chordata, Lepidosauria, Squamata, Lacertidae.
AUGGAUGGCAGGGGCAUGAUACAACAAGGCAUGGAGCGCAGAGAGAUGGAAGAGAAGGACAUGGAGCCCACUAGAGGCAGGGAGCCCAGACGCAUGGAAUAUCAAAGCAUGGAGCGCAGAGAGAGGGACGUGGCGCCCACUAGAGGCAGGGGAGAGAUGGGAGAGAGGGACGUGGCGCCCACUAGAGGCAGGGAGCCCAGACGCAUGGAAUAUCAAGGCAUGGAGCGCAGAGAGAGGGACGUGGCGCCCACUAGAGGCAGGGGAGAGAUGGGAGAGAGGGACGUGGCGCCCACUAGAGGCAGGGAGCCCAGACGCAUGGAAAAUCAAGCCAUGGAGCGCAGAGAGAGGGACGUGGCGCCCACUAGAGGCAGGGGAGAGAUGGGAGAGAGGGACGUGGCGCCCACUAGAGGCAGGGAGCCCAGACGCAUGGAAUAUCAAGGCAUGAAGCUCAGAAAGAGGGACGUGGCGCCCACUAGCGGCAGGGCAGAGAUGGGAGAGAGGGACAUGGUGCCCACUAGAGGCAGGGAGCCCAAACGCAUGGAAAAUCAAGGCAUGGAGCGCAGAGAGAGGGACGUGGCGCCCACUAGAGGCAGGGGAGAGAUGGGAGAGAGGGACGUGGCGCCCACUAGAGGCAGGGAGCCCAGACGCAUGGAAUAUCAAGGCAUGGAGCUCAGAAAGAGGGACGUGGCGCCCACUAGCGGCAGGGGAGAGAUGGGAGAGAGGGACAUGGUGCCCACUAGAGGCAGGGAGCCCAAACGCAUGGAAAAUCAAGGCAUGGAGCGCAGAGAGAGGGACGUGGCGCCCACUAGAGGCAAGGGAGAGAUGGGAGAGAGGGACGUGGCGCCCACUAGAGGCAGGGAGCCCAGACGCAUGGAAAAUCAAGGCAUGGAGCGCAGAGAGAGGGACGUGGCGCCCACUAGAGGCAGGGGAGAGAUGGGAGAGAGGGACGUGGCGCCCACUAGAAGCAGGGAGCCCAGACGCAUGGAAAAUCAAGGCAUGGAGCGCAGAGAGAGGGACGUGGCGCCCACUAGAGGCAGGGGAGAGAUGGGAGAGAGGGACGUGGCGCCCACUAGAGGCAGGGAGCCCAGACGCAUGGAAUAUCAAGGCAUGGAGCUCAGAAAGAGGGACGUGGCGCCCACUAGCGGCAGGGGAGAGAUGGGAGAGAGGGACGUGGCGCCCACUAGAGGCAGGGAGCCCAAACGCAUGAAAGUCAUGGAGUGCAGAGUGAGGGACAGGGCGCCCACUAGAGGCAGGGGAGAGAUGGGAGAGAGGGACAUGGUGCCCACUAGAGGCAGGGGAGAGAUGGGAGAGAGGGACAUUGUCCCCACUAGCGGCAUGAGGCCCAGAGGAAUGGAAUAUCAAGGGAUGGAGCCCAGAGGGAUGGAAUACGUGGUCAAGGUGCUCCCUAGAGGCAUGAACUAUCAAGGCACACAGCCUCAUGGAAUAGAUCCCAGAGCCAUGAAUUAUCAAGGCAUGGAGCCCAGAUGGAAGGAAUACAUGGUCAAGGUGCUCCCUAUAGUCAUCGUGCCACCCAGAGCCAUGAAUUAUCAAGGCAUGGAGGCCAGAAGGAUGGAAUUCUUAGUCAUGGUGCUCCCUAGAGUCAUGGAGCCACCUAGAGUCAUGAAUUAUCAAGGCACACAGCCUCAUGGAAUAGCUCCCAGAGCCAUAGAGCCUCCCCAGGGCAUGGAACCCAAAGGCUUGGAGCCAACGACUGGAGAAAUUCAAGGUCCUGGACCUUUGAGCAAGGCAGCAACUGAUCUGCAGGAACCUCAACAGGUAUGUGGAGUAACCAUGUGCUGUUUCAUUUUCCCCAAUGGGUUCCUAGACACAUUCUUGGUGCCAGAACAUGAACAGCCUCAUAGGGUCAUGGCCAGACGAUUGGUAUAUUGAUUUAUUUCCCAAUGGAGAUGGGAGUGGGUAGGUGCAAUUUUCAUCAUUACCCCCAUCCUUUUUUGUUCCUGAGCAGCGGGGGGGGGGGGGGGGCGACAGUGGUUGACCUAUCACUUAGAUAUGACUCUAGGAUGGGGAACUUGCAUCCCUCCAGGUGUUGCUGGACUCCAGCUUUCAUCAGCCCCAGCCAGUUUGGCCAGUGAUUACUGGGGGGGGGGUGUCCGUGUCACAGGUGCCCAACUUCUGCCCUGAAAGAAAAGGCAAACACUCUGGCAGGCCCUGCACCUUCAAAGCAGAAAACUGCUCGCAGUGCAAAGGCUGAAACCCAGCAAUGAGAGAGAUCAUUAGAGAGAGCUAAGUUCCUAGCUUUGGAAAUUGUAUCAGGGAUUUCAGGCCAGCUGUCAUGCACCCUUCUGCCUCUGUUGCCCGGUACUCUGCUGAACUUUCCCCAGCUGUCAACAUACCUCUCCUUUACGUGAUGUUGGCAGGAAAAUCCAUGGAUUGGACAAAGGAGCAGGAGUGGCACUUUAUUUCUUUUGAAGUGGUAGUCAGAAGUUAAAUUGCCUCCAGUGAUGGGACAGUGGACCAUGUCCCUGUGUGCUUUUCUAAUCAAAUAACUGCCCUUUAUUUUCCCCAUGCGUGUCCCCCAGCUCUUAGUGUCCAGAGGUAGUGCAGCUAGUAGUGUCUGGAGCUGUUUUCAGACACCAUGUGAAUGUUGUCCAUGUGAACCACAUGAUUGAGGAGGGGUCAGCAAACUUUCUGAAAUCUUCCUUUGUGUUUACAGGUGGUCAGCAUGCCUACAGCAGCAGCAGAACAAGAUGUAGGCAUGCCAGGAGCAAGCAAGCAAGCAGACAGCCAACCUGAGGGCUUCAGUCCUGGCCAAGAUGAAGAAGAAGACCUGGAUAAAGAUGACGUAAGCCAAACAAUGUUGCCUUCUUUGAGCUCUCUAUUAAAGAGGCAAGCAGCAACAGUCUGCAGGAUGGGGUGGCAGCGCUUACCUGACCCAUCACAGGUGAGGUCAGAACAGUGCAAAAUGCACUGGUGGGGCCAAUCCUGUGGUCCCACCAGUCCCCCACCUCAUGGCCCCCUCCCUUCCUGUACUCCACAGUGGCACCAGUGACAGAAGGUCAGCUAAAUGCUGCUGGCCAGUGCUGGGGGGCAAUAUCACUGGCAGUGGCAUCAAGGUCUUUUCAGCAGCUACCCCAAAGCUCUGGAAUGAGUGUGGUAGAACACAUCCCUCUAAUAUGUUGAUGUAAUGUGCUUUGCAGAUCUUUUCAAACUAGCUUUUAGAGUGUAAUAUGCUGUCCUAAUAUUGGGGGGGUUGCUAUAUAACUUGUGUAUAAUAAACUAUGAUUUCUGAAAUAAGAAAAGAAAUAUGAGCAGCAAGAAUUUCACCACUGAUUCCAAUUAGAGUGCAGGUGAUUUGGGGUCAGAUCAAAGGUCUAUUUAGUCCAGUGUUCUGUUCUCACAGUGGCCAGCCAGGUGCCUUUAGAAACUCCACAAGAAGGAAAAGAAAGGUGUAGCACUCUCCCACUCACAAUCCGGCAACUGGUACACAGAGGUAGGCUUCCUCUCAUCCUGGAGGCAAUAUAACCCUUCUUGCUUAGCUUACCCACUUCUUAACAUGGGACUGAAAUGGCCCGCUUGAGUCUCCUAGUGGUGUAGCAACUGCUAGCACGUUUGCAAAGGUAAGCAGGGUAAGUCUGGUUUCAAAUGGGAUGAGGGGCUGUGUGUUGAGAUUUCGACUAGAUGACCCUUGGGAUCCUUCCCAGCUCUACAAUUCUGUGAAUCUGUGAAUCUCCAGUUCAGAUGCAAUAGUCAGCAUGGUUAUUAAUGCUAUGGUUAUGUGGGGGACAGAGGGAGAGAAUAAGUUACCACGGUUUAAUAACCACUCUGAAAAAUCCCAAAGAGAUUACCGUCUUUUCUACUGAAAAAACAUAUUGGUCUGAAAGCAUCCUUAUCAGUUUCUUUCAUCUCUCCAUAGGCCGAAUGCAUUGACGAAUUCCUCAAUAUGACGGACGAAGAGUUGGCUAAUUUUCAUUCAGAGGAAUGGCUGAGCAUUUUCGAAAUGAAAGACGAUACACCGAAUGGCUCCGACGUCGCCAUGGGGUAAGAGGGGAGCUGGGCACUACAAAACAUCCUAAGACCGUGCCAAGCCCAGCUUGGAUGGCACUUGCUUCACAGUCUCACCCAGUCGAUCAUCUCAUUAGCAAAGGCUGUGCUAGUUAAUGUACUCCCAUUGCCUUCUUUUUCCAAUGAACAAUCAGUUAUACUAAAGGGCAGAAUCCAGCACUUAUUUCUCCUGUUCAAACCCCCUUGAAAUGAAGGCAGGUGUACAAACACCCCCAUGCCCUCAUCUUCAGCUGACCAUUUCAGGGUCUUGGAACAUUGCACCUUUGGGGGAAAAGGUUGUGCCCACAGUCCCAGGUUUCUAUAAAGGGUCGGCAAAGAGGCACAGUUCUUUAAUAUGCCUCAACAUGUUUCUCUAGCACUUCUAGAAGACCUUCCAUAUGAAGAAAACUAUGCUGAAAAAGCCAAAGAAAAACAAUGGUUGAAUGGCAGGCUUGGAAGAGCACUCAGAGGCAUGCUCACUGGCAACUGCAAAGUUGCAAAAGAUCUGAUGGCAGGUGUAGCCAGCAGCCGGACAUGGAGCAAGGCACCAUUCCUUACUCCAAGCAGCUCCAAACUGAUGCAUGCCCAACCUUUAAACAGCAGCAAACUGCCCUCUCAGUACCCUUCAUAGUCCCUAAUUGGUCUUUUGCCCACAAAAUCCCUCACAAAUGUUCGCCAACUUCUCUGCAGUUUAGCUUUUGCUGCUUGUUCUAUUAGUGGUCCAUAUGUUGAACAGCUGUUUCUCUUUCUCCUUUCAGGGAUCUGUCCGGCUGAACUCAACGUUUCUCAGCAGUAAAUUGGUGUGAUGGGAGCCUAAUCCAUUUUGUUAAUACAGUGCUAACUCGGG